CCCAGCAUGCACCGCACCAUCUGCGGUAUAUUAUUGACAAAGGAAAAAAAGGCAAGAGACAAAACAAAAACAGGGUGGGAUCAGCGGCAAAAAAUACGUUGUCACAACACCGCAGCGACCCGCGUACUGACAAUAACCAGUGUCAAGCCAUGGCCCUAAGGAGCUGAAAGCUGCCAUUUCCACCUGAGGGAGUUUAAACAUUUUGAGAGCUUCUGGAGAGAGAGACAGAGAGGGAGAGAGAGAGAGGGGGCCCAGACCGUGGACGGGAAGGGGAAGAGCUCAGCUGGAGCCAAUGCAGCAGCAGCAGCAGCACAGACAGCCUGAGCUAGUGGAAGGAAGCCUUCCCGUGUUCGUGUUCCCCACUGAGCUUGUCUUCUACGCAGAUGAGCAGACAUCUCACAAGCAGGUGCUCACCCUCUACAACCCUUAUGAAUUCGCCCUCAAGUUUAAAGUGCUGUGCACAGCGCCAAACAAGUACACCGUUGUGGAUGCUACUGGAGCCGUCAAGCCACAGUGUUGUGUUGACAUAGUCAUCAGACACAGAGAUGUGCGGGCGUGCCACUACGGGGUGUAUGACAAGUUCCGGCUGCAGGUGUCGGAGCAGAGCCAGCGGAAAGCUCUGGGCCGCAAAGAGGUGACGGCCACGCUGCGUCCCUCUGCCACACAGGAGCCGCCUAGCCCCCGGCCUCAAGAGGAAGAACGCAGACUCAAAGAGCAGCUUGCAGACAGCGUGUUUUUUGAACAGACUGCGUUUCAGACAGAGAGCCGGCCUGUUACCGGAGGGCCGAGUGUGUUGACGGUGCUGCUUGGGCUGGUGUGUAUGGCCGCCCUGAUGCUCCCGACCCUGGGGGAGCAAGAAUCUACUGUGCCUGUCUACCUCCACUUAAGUGUUAACAAGAAACUUGUAGCUGCUUACGUUCUUGGUCUUCUUACGAUGGUCAUCCUGCGCACAUGAAAUGCUCUGAACUGAGAGAGAGAAGGGGAAAACGGAUUCAAAAGAUGAAGAGAACAUCCACACACCCAAGGCUACAAUAUGCUUUAAUGGGUAGAGCUGACAUUAAGGGGAGAGGGGUGUGGAGCAUCCGGUCACCUCAUCCCCUCCCCUGAAACAUACAUUUUAGCAUAACUGUUUUCAAAUAUAUACAUUUUGAUUGUGUUAAUGUGGAGAUUGACACAAUGCUGAACUGAUGCAAACAACAGUGACCUCCAGCGUGAGGGUCAGAGGAGUGACAUUCUCAGAGGCGCGGGCCUCGUUUUGAGCCCUGAGAAUGGCUCGCGAAGGAAUAUGAGGGCGUUGAACACCACAAGUUGUUUGGCCCCAUAUUUCCUGUCUGUCUGUAUUUCCGAUGCCAUUAUGUAACAGAACAUGGUUAACUUGAGUGUGAAUGAAGUUAUACACAAACAUGAUACCUGUAUAUAAAGCCAUUAACAUUUUGUUAUGGUCUUCAUCAGUAACCACCCUUAUAUUGAUGUCUAAUUCAAGCUUUUUUUUUUUUUUUUUUUUUUUUUUGGUAGUAUAGACUGAGGACUAAAUGCAUUUUCUUGCAUGUGUGGAUUCCCAUCUGAAUGAGUUAUUUUUCCAACAGCAAUAUGAUACACCUUUACAUCGUCACCAAAGGAAAUAUCUUAUGAAAGAUAAUGGUUUAUUUGUUGUACUAUGUCAGUGCUCCAUCGAACAUUCAAUAAAGUCACAACGCAUUUGUCUGGCA
This is a messenger RNA of Myripristis murdjan (pinecone soldierfish), 1709 nucleotides long. It is a transcript of the gene mospd1, whose product is annotated as motile sperm domain containing 1. The coding region runs from base 293 to 955 and encodes 220 amino acids. Lineage: Eukaryota; Metazoa; Chordata; Actinopteri; Holocentriformes; Holocentridae. The record is from RefSeq and is a predicted model, not a curated record. The transcript has 6 exons. Gene Ontology annotation, cellular component: cytoplasm.